UCAUUCUCCAUACAGAGAAAAAACAUGUGUUUAUAUUAAUUUGUGCCACUUAUUAUAUAAUUACUUCUUCCCCCGAGGGUUAUUUGGGAUUUGGCUUGAUCUUAGAAAAAUCUAUGUUUCUUUUGUUUUGAAUUCAAUACUCAGUGCUUUGAUUGUGCAUUUUGCAUCAGAAGCAGGCACUGCUGAGUCACAGUAUGGAGGCCAAAAGCUCAAACCAGAUAAAAGAGGAAAGCAAUGAUUCCAAUUAUGAUAGGAAAGCUGAAAUAAAAGCAUUUGAUGAUUCAAAAACUGGUGUUAAAGGUCUUGUAGAUUCUGGUGUGAAAAAGAUCCCACGCAUGUUCCUUUCCGGCAUCGACAUAACUGAAAACGUAGCCAGUGACUCGAACUUGAGUAUUCCUGUCAUAGACCUACAAGACAUACAUAACAAUCCUGCACUGCAUAAUGAAGUUGUCACCAAAAUUCGAAGUGCAUGCCAGGAGUGGGGAUUUUUCCAAGUGAUCAAUCAUGGAAUUCCAAUUAGUGUUAUGGAUCAAAUGAUUGAUGGAAUCCGAAGGUUUCAUGAACAAGAUACUGAUGUCAGGAAACAGUUUUACUCUAGAGAUUUGAAGAAGACAAUUCUAUACAAUUCCAAUACUAGCCUGUACCUAGACAAGUUUGCUAACUGGAGAGACUCACUUGGAUGUUCUAUGGCUCCUAAUCCACCCAAACCAGAGAAUUUACCUACAGUAUUUAGAGACAUAAUUAUUGAAUACUCCAAGGAAAUUAUGGCACUGGGUUGUACAAUUUUUGAGUUAUUGUCAGAGGCUCUUGGCCUUAAUCCAUCUUAUCUAAAAGAAAUGAAUUGUGCUGAAGGACUUUUCAUUCAGGGUCAUUACUAUCCACCUUGCCCUGAACCUGAAUUAACUUUGGGCACGUCCAAGCACACUGAUAGUUCCUUCAUGACAAUAGUUCUACAAGGCCAACUGGGUGGUCUUCAAGUUCUUCAUGAAAAACUAUGGUUUAAUGUUCCACCUGUGCAUGGAGCUCUUGUUGUAAACGUAGGAGAUAUUCUACAACUUAUAACGAAUGACAAUUUUGUCAGCGUUUAUCAUCGGGUUUUAUCGAAUCAUGGAGGGCCAAGAGUUUCAGUAGCAAGCUUCUUUUCGAAUUCGCAUGAUCCAGCAAAAGGUGCAUCAAUGGUUUAUAGUCCAAUUAAGGAGUUAUUAUCAGAAGAAAACCCAGCAAUCUAUAGGGACACUACCAUAGGAGAGAUCAUGGCACACCAUUUUGCUAAGGGGCUUGAUGGGAACUCUGCCUUGCAGCCUUUCAGGUUGUGAAAUGAACAGAUUAAGACCUAGAAAAUAACGAUGCUCUCCUGAUUCUCAUGGAGGUGCUUGUAAUGUGUUAUUUCUGAUGCCUUUUAUUUUCUUAAUUUUCUUCUUCACACAACAAGCUUCAAAUUAAGAAACCUUCUGGGCAGACAUAUGCUCAUCUGUCUCAUCCUAGGCUUCUUAGCUUGUGUUGUAACGAAUAAUUUCGUGCCAUUCAAGAAAAAUAUGUAAGAGAUUCCAUUAGAAUGGAUAUGACUUAACAAAGGAUGAUAGGACAAGUUUUAAAUGUAUCUUCUAGUCUCCUACAGCAUUACCGAAAUAAAUAAAAAAAAGCACUGCAUACACAUUGAGCCUCAA
Molecule: messenger RNA, 1667 nt
Organism: Glycine soja
Lineage: Eukaryota; Viridiplantae; Streptophyta; Magnoliopsida; Fabales; Fabaceae
Product: 1-aminocyclopropane-1-carboxylate oxidase homolog 1-like
Exons: 3
Coding region: 195-1316 (373 amino acids)
Source: RefSeq, a predicted model, not a curated record